AUGUACAACAACCCCAUCAUCCCCGGUUUCAACCCGGACCCUUCCAUCAUCCGCGUCAACCACGACUACUUCCUCGUCACCUCCUCCUUCGAGUACUUCCCCGGCGCGCCAAUCUACCACAGCACCGAUCUAAUCCGCUGGACAUUGAUCGGCCAUGCCCUGACGAAACCCAGCCAGUUGCAGAUCCACACCCCCGAACCGGGGGGCGGGAUCUGGGCAACAACACUGCGCCACCACAAGGGGACAUUCUACAUCAUCGCCGCCAGCUUCGAGCGGUACCGUCCGCAGCAGGACGACCGGGUCUGGCCGCGAGGAUUCUACGCCAAGACGGAGGAUAUCUGGGAUUCGGACUCGUGGUCUGAUCCCGUGUAUUUCGACCAGGUCGGGUUCGACCAGGAUCUCUUCUGGGACGACGAUGGAACCGUGUACCUCUCGUCGACGUACCGCAAGCUCACGCGCACCCCGGACGCAAAUCUCAAGGAUUUCGCAAUCCACAUCGCAACAGUCGAUCUCGAGACGGGCAACUCCACCUCCGAGCCGAAACUGAUCCGCGAGUCGGCCUCGGGCGUGUCUGAGGGCUCGCAUAUCUUCAAGCGCGGGAAAUACUACUAUCUCUUCACGGCGGAGGGGGGCACCGAGAGCGGGCACUGCGAGUGGGUUUGUCGGAGCGAUGUCAGUCCGUUUGGUCCGUGGGAGGUCGGGCCGCGCAAUCCCCUGUGGCGGAAUGGGGUGGACGACGAGGUGCAGAAUACCGGGCAUGCGGAUCUCGUCGAGGACGCGGAGGGGAACUGGUGGGCGGUUUUUCUCGGGGUGAGGCCGGCUUGGAAGGAUGGGGGCUGGGAGGAGUCGGUUUUUGGUCGUGAGACGUUCCUCGUUCCCAUGGAAUGGAAGGACGAUUGGCCUGUUAUCAAUGGCGGGCAGAAGAUUACUCUCAAGUCUGAUGGACCGGGGCUUUACGAGUUUGAGCCGCCGGUGGCUUGGAGGGAUGAUUUUUGCAAUACACCCGUGAAAACCGACUAUUCUCUGACGGAGCGUCCCCACCAUCUGCGUCUACACGGGGGCCCAUACGACCUAUCCUCACCGGCAUGCCCGACUCUCUUCCUGAGGAAGCAAUCCUCUCGCCACUGCACCUGGGAGACACGGCUCUCCUUUCACCCCUCUUCCGUCAACGUAGAAGCCGGCACGGUGGUCUACUGGAACUACUUCACUCACAGCUCCGUAGGCGUCCGGUUAUCCCCGGAAGGGAAACGUAUUGUACGCUUUCGACCGGCGGAAGGCGAGGUCGUUGACCGGGAGUUGGGCCAUAGCUCCGAUAUCGUCUUCCUGAUUGAAUGCGGAGACGGGUAUCGGUUCGGAUUCAAGGAGGUCAGCGAGGCAGCCGAAUGUUCGACACAGUGGAUUGGGGAGGUUUCGAAUAGCGUCAUGACCCGAGCGCCUCCUGUCGGGGCACCAUUCACGGGCAUGAUGCUGGGAUUGUAUAGUUAUGGCGAGUUGCAAAAGUGUCUCACCCCGGCUGAUUUCCAUUAUGCUGAGUUUCGGUGA
Molecule: messenger RNA, 1542 nt
Organism: Aspergillus thermomutatus
Lineage: Eukaryota; Fungi; Ascomycota; Eurotiomycetes; Eurotiales; Aspergillaceae
Product: glycoside hydrolase family 43 protein
Exons: 4
Coding region: 1-1542 (513 amino acids)
Biological process (GO): carbohydrate metabolic process
Molecular function (GO): hydrolase activity, hydrolyzing O-glycosyl compounds
Source: RefSeq, a predicted model, not a curated record